Molecule: messenger RNA, 1262 nt
Organism: Benincasa hispida (wax gourd)
Lineage: Eukaryota; Viridiplantae; Streptophyta; Magnoliopsida; Cucurbitales; Cucurbitaceae
Source: RefSeq, a predicted model, not a curated record
UUUAUUUUCUCAUCCCUUCCCUUUUCUUCUUCUGCUGAAACCCCCUCCCCCUUGUGUUUUCCCUCCAGUCGAGACCUUAGUCGCCACCCAGAUCGGAAGUCGAACGUUUGCCACGCGCCGCGCCUCUGAAAGAACAUAGCCGCCCGCGUCCGCACAGUCGUAACACCCAACCGCUCACGUCCGCACCAUUUCGUCUACCUAGUCGCGUCGGGCAAGAGACCUUCGCCACUUGUCUGUCCUUGCGAGAUCCAAUCGCUGACUGGUUCGUCCGUUCGCGCUCAUCGACCAACCACCGAAGUCGCUGCCCAGAUCUCUCCAACCCCAGCCGCGCGAUCCCGCCUCACUGUGCGGGCUGUCAGUCUUCGCCGUCUCUGUCGAAGCACACCGCCACUCCAGCCGUCUCGCUCCGCUCGUCAUGCCCGACCGACAAUCUCUUAUUCAGCCCAUCACCGCAACUGGAACUCGUGGCCAGUCGCCAUAAUUUUGGGCCUUAGGUAAGAUUGUGCUACUUUUUAUGGUUUCUUGGAGGUUCCGAAAACUAUUGAAUUUCGGUUUAAGAUUUGGCUUGUCCCUGAUGUCUUGAUGUUAGAAUCAAGUUUCGAGAAUUUUGGUUUGUUGCCCAACUCGUUCGAGGCCGUUUCUUUAGACGUUUGGGUUAAAUCUUGGGUCUUGUCUAAGGCGGGAGAAAUUACUUUGGAUAAUUUCGUCGUGCAAUUCAAGGAUUCAUCGGAGGUUGUGUUUCCUUCAGGAUUCACCAGAUGUUGUGUUUCUUUCAAGAUUUAUCAGAGGUUGUGUUUCCUUCAGGAUCCACUAGAGGUUUUGUUUCCUUCGGUAUCUACUAGAGGUGGUGUUAUCCUUCGGGAUUCACCAGAGGUUGUGUUCCUUUCGGGAUUCACCAAAGGUUAUGUUUCCUUCGAGAUUCACCAGAGGCUGUGUUUCCUUCGGGAUUCACUAGAGGUGCUUUCCUUCGGGAUUUACCAGAGGUUGUGGGUCAUACGGGACUUACUAGAGGUAGUGGGCAUACUUAAGUACAGUAGGAUAAAAAUCAGCUUUUCAUAUAUGUAUGUGUCCCCUGAGGACUAGAGAAGUGUAUAUGUUCCACUAGAGGACAUAGAUGCUUAGCUUGACCCUAGUAGUGAGGUUACUUACUGAGUAUUUUAUACUCAUUCUUUCUCAUGUUGUUGUUUUAGGUAAAGGUAGAGAUGCACCAACGAUUGACAAGUGGAAUCCGUGAUCGAGCCACUGGAACCAGUUUUAUGCUU